This is a messenger RNA of Paramisgurnus dabryanus, 2002 nucleotides long. It is a transcript of the gene tfb1m, whose product is annotated as transcription factor B1, mitochondrial. Gene Ontology annotation, cellular component: mitochondrial matrix. Gene Ontology annotation, biological process: rRNA methylation; transcription initiation at mitochondrial promoter. Gene Ontology annotation, molecular function: rRNA (adenine-N6,N6-)-dimethyltransferase activity; mitochondrial transcription factor activity. The record is from RefSeq and is a predicted model, not a curated record. NCBI's taxonomy places the organism in Eukaryota, Metazoa, Chordata, Actinopteri, Cypriniformes, Cobitidae.
GUCAGCAAACUUUUAUUUUGAAAGACAAACGACUUUUACUCUAGCAACUACAGUAAAGUGGACCAGCGCCAAGUUCAUGGCUUCAGUCCCAGGGAACACACAUACAUCUUAAAGAUUAACUUGAUUGAACUUUAGCUUUGAAUUUAAGGGUCUGCCAAAAUGUUUAUCUUAUUAAAAUUCUGUUUAAUAAUAGCGGAAGUUGCAUGUUAAGACAACAUUGUUGAAAAGAUCCGGGCUGAGGCUAUUUUCAAGGGCAAUGGAAGCCCCGCCCCUAUAUACGUGAUUGGUCAUCGUCUUCAUUCUAGACACCCCAUUGGAGGAGCAAACUCUGUCGUCAGGGUAACAACAGGAAAAGCUCUGUUCAUGUAACUUAAGGAUGAUGGCCGCCUCUCAAAAACUGAGCACCUUUCGGUUACCUCCUUUACCCACCAUCGGUGAAAUCAUCAAACUGUAUAAUCUAAGAGCAGAGAAGCAGCUUUCCCAAAACUUCCUCUUAGAUAUGAGACUUACAGAUAAGAUUGCCAGACAGGCGGGGCACUUACAGGACACGCAUGUGUGUGAAGUGGGUCCUGGACCUGGAGGUCUCACCAGAUCUAUUUUGAAAGCUGGGGCUGCAGAUGUAUUCGUGGUGGAGAAAGAUAAACGCUUUAUACCUGGAUUACAGCUUUUGUCCGAGGCCGCCCCAGGUAGACUGAGAAUAGCACAUGGAGAUAUUCUCACAUACAGACUUGACAAAGCGUUUCCAGACAAGAUAGCCAAGACAUGGGAAGAUGUACCACCCAAUUUGCACAUCAUUGGAAAUCUGCCCUUUAGUGUGUCAACCCCUCUUAUUAUAAAGUGGCUGGAGCAGAUGUCUAACAGAAGCGGCCCCUUCGUGUUUGGUCGUACGAGACUCACGUUGACCUUCCAGAAAGAAGUUGCUGAAAGGUUAACAGCAAGCACAGGAAGCCGCCAACGUAGCCGUCUGUCGGUCAUGGCUCAAUAUCUCUGCAAUGUCAAAAACUGUUUUACCAUCCCUGGACGUGCCUUUGUUCCCAAACCAGACGUGGAUGUGGGGGUGGUGCACUUCACUCCGCUGGCUCAUCCCCAAAUUCAGCAGCCGUUCAAGCUGGUCGAGAGGAUUGUAAGGAACGUCUUCCAGUUUCGGAGGAAGCAUUGCCGCAGAGGACUUGAAAUGCUGUUUCCAGAGUCUCAGCGUCAGGAAUUUACAGAAGUGUUGCUGCAUCGUGCCGAUGUGGAUCCCACACUACGGCCCACAGAGCUCUCUAUUUCUGAAUUCAGAGCUUUAGCAGACGCCUACAGUACGCUGUGUCAGGAGAACCAAGGCCUCGUUGAAUAUGACUUCAGAGAGGAACUGAGACUCAAACAUAAAGCCAAGAAACAGUGGAGCAGCAACAGUAAAGAGAUUCACCUUCACAACACAAUAGAUGAACAUGGUGACCACUAACACAGCAGACGGUGAAUUUUCAUUGUGCAAGAUUGAAUUUUGUUAAGGUUUUUUCUUUCUCAUGUGCAUUACAUUAAGACAGUGAAAAGACAUUGCAACCGAAUCUGGAGAUCCAACUGUUAGCAUAUUAACGCUCAAGCACAUUGUCGAAAAUCAAACAAAAUGAGUGAAAUAAUAACACAAAAGGAAACCUAAAUGAUUUGAUUUUGUUAUAAGCAAGGUGGAAGCUGAGAAAACUACAAAUCCUUAAACAGCCUCAUAUCCCAGACAGCAGACGACUCCGGGCCGGAUCUGCGCCAAAGUCGGCAGCUCUGGUGCGGAUCCGGCCUGGAGUCGCAUGCUGUCUGGGAUAGCUGCUAUGAUUUAAUAAUAUUAUACCUUGAAGCUGCCAUCAAUCUGCUGAAGGUCUCCCAACAUUACAAAAUAUUUCCUUUUGAAAAUCAAUUAAAUACAUACAGUACACUGCAAAAAUUAUUUUUUUUAAAGAAAAAAAUUCUUAGUAUUUUUGUCUUGUUUUCAGGAAAAAUCUCUUAAAAUUCUUAAAUUAAGAUGCUU